Molecule: messenger RNA, 2524 nt
Organism: Bombina bombina (fire-bellied toad)
Lineage: Eukaryota; Metazoa; Chordata; Amphibia; Anura; Bombinatoridae
Product: serpin B6
Exons: 9
Coding region: 117-1304 (395 amino acids)
Biological process (GO): negative regulation of endopeptidase activity
Molecular function (GO): serine-type endopeptidase inhibitor activity
Source: RefSeq, a predicted model, not a curated record
AUUUUAUCUCCCUUGAAGACUGCAGCAUGCAAAGGUGUAAUUAACACAUUGAAAUAAGAGAAAUAUUCUUAACCUGAAAAUCCUCACACAAGUAAAGAUUCCUUCACAACAUAACAAUGGAUUCUGUGAUUUCAUCAAACAACACAUUUGCUUUAGACCUUUUCAAGAAGUUAAGUGAAGGCAAUUCAGGGCAAAACAUCUUUUUUUCUCCUAUGAGCAUUUCAUCUGCUCUAGCAAUGGUUUAUCUUGGGGCAAAAGGUAAUACAGGAUACCAGAUGUCUCAGGUGUUACAGUUUAACCAAAGUGGAAGAACCAAAGGUUGUUUUGUAAAGAAAAGGUGUACUGAGGCAUCAGACCAAAUUCAUGAAGCUUUCCAGGAGCUGUUAUCAGACGUCAACCAACCUAGCUGUGGCUAUCUUCUGAAAACUGCCAAUAAGCUGUUCAGUGAAAACAAUGUCACUAUUGUUACAAAAUACUUGGAACUGCUUCAAAAAUAUUAUCAUGCAGACGUACAAGCUGUCAAUUUCUUGGAAGAGGCAGAAAAUGCAAGAAAGACAAUUAAUUCAUGGGUGGAAGGGCAAACAGAAGGAAAAAUCCAGGAUAUUUUGCCUUCAGGUUCUGUUGACUCACUAACGAGACUUAUCUUGGUAAAUGCCAUUUAUUUUAAAGGGAACUGGGAAACUAAAUUCCCACCAGAGAACACAGAGGAGAAACCAUUUAGAAUGAAUAAGACCACAAGUAAGCUAGUCCAGAUGAUGUAUCAAAGAAGUACUUUCAAAACACAUUACAUUGAUGAUUUAGAAACAACAUUGCUUGAACUUCCAUAUGUCAACAACAAAUUAAGUAUGAUACUAUUACUUCCAGAUGAGAUUAAAGAUGACUCCACUGGUCUGGAACAGCUGGAAAAAGAAUUGAGUUACAAGAAGCUACAAGAGUGGACCAAAGCAGGCAUGAUGGUGUCAAGUGAGGUGGAGGUAGAUCUACCCCAAAUCCACCUGGAAGAAAGCUAUGAUCUGAAAGCAACUUUAAGCAGCAUGGGGUUACUUGAUCUCUUCAGCGCUGAGAAAGCUGAUCUUACAGGGAUAUCGGAUAAAAGAAAUAUCUAUUUGUCACAAGCAUUUCACAAAUCAUUUGUGGAAAUUAAUGAAGAGGGAACAGAGGCUGCAGCUGCAACAGCUGGCAUCAUAAUUGUCAGAAGUGCGCCAAUGGUUGUGAGAUUUGUAGCAGACCACCCAUUCUUAUUCUUCAUAAGACAUAAUAAGACAAACAGUAUUCUUUUUGCUGGGAAAUUCUGCUCCCCAUAGCAUGCACAGCACAAGCGUAAAAUAUCUCAUGCUUAGAAAAUAGAUCAUCUUACAUAUUAUCAGCUUAGGCAAAGCUUUUUCUUAAAGAUAUAUACAUUUGAUCAAUAAAUGAACCUACAGGGCAUUUUUUUGUUUUACUAAAAUAUACUUCAUGAUUAUAAAGCUAUGUUAACAUAACUAGAUGCAAUGUCUAAAUACAAUACAGACAGAAACUUGAAUUAAUUUCAAAACAAACCAAGAAUGGUUCACAUUAUGAGGCAUGAAUUCAUAAUAAAAUGUAUUUAAAGUAAAUGUAAAUUUUGAUGCUUAAGUGCCCGGUUUUUAAAAAUUUGAUUAAAAACAGGGGCACUUUAAUUAAUCAAAAUUUACAUUUCACUUCCUCCACCCGUCACAAAGCCUCUUCCUGGGUCUAAAAUGAGGAAUCCGGCUUCCUCCAAUCUCGGCAUUGAAUCAGACACUGAUUCCCCCGGGGGGAAGCCGUGAUUGGAGGAUGACCUAUCCAUCAUUUCUGAUAUCAGAAAUGGCUUGCGACGACCGGGGGAAGCUGGAGCUGCUGUCAAGUUUAAAAGGUAAGGUGUUUUUUCACAACAGAAGUGAAAUGUAAAUUUUGAUGAAAUAAAGUGCCCCUGUUUUUUUUUUUUUUUUUUUUUUUUUCAAAAGAGCUUUAUUUAUGAAUAUAAGAGAGUACAGAAGCGAAAAGAGAGAAAAAAAAAAAGAAUAAAUAAAAUAGGAAGAGGAGCAUUUCAAUAUAUGUCAUACAGUUACAGUUUUGAACAUUAAAAGGAGAUGGUAUCAUUAUUUUUUAGGUAGUCCGGUUUCCUGGUCUGGAUAAUGCAUAUCAUACGUGGUUAUGUUCAUUUCAAAAUCUCGUUGUUUCAAAUUUUUCCGAGAGAGGACUCUCUCCCUUUGUUCUUAUAUACCUUAUUCUUUGUCUCCUUUUCUUUGUAUUAAACAAUGUAUAGGUGUAGAAAAAUUAAAGUCUUAACUACAACCAUUAGAGGUUGAACAGAAAAGAAAAAAGAAAAACAUUAAAAAUACAUAACGGUACAGUGUCAUUAUAUAUAUCAAAGGUUUAUCCUUUGAUCAGAAACAGGUCACGUGGUCAGGGGGCUAAUGUUUAGGAUCUAUGAAUUUAACUAAUAAUUCAGCGAAUAGACGAGGAAAUUAUUGUGAGUGUAUAUAUUCUUCCCAAAAUAAAAGUAUUGCGUGAUAAAAAUCAA